UGUCUGAGGGAGUGUCUGUGUGUGUGUGUGUCUGUGUGUGUGUGUGUGUGUGUGUGUGUGUGUGUGUGUGUGUGUGUGUGUGUGUGUGUGUGUGUGUGUGUGUGUGUGUGUGUGUGUGUGUGUGUGUGUGUGUGUGUGAGGGGUAUCCAAUAGAGGAUAAUUUUAGCCUCUGUUCUGCUGACUGGACGAGCGUUGGAGACAGCCGGGGAGACUGACCCGGACUCACGGGAGGACCCAGCUGAAAUGGCCACCAAAGUGGUAGACCUGCUGUACUGGCGAAGCCUCCCCCAGACUGGGGUGGUGUUCACAGGGCUGGUGGUGGUGCUGGCCGGCAUGUUCCAGCUGAGCACCAUCACCGUGCUGUCCCACCUGCUGCUGGCCCUGAUGGGGUUGACCACCGCCCUCAGGCUCUACUACAAGCUGCUGGAGCUGCUGCACUGGAACCCGGGCCUCCACCCCUUCCAGUCUCAGCUGGACGGGGACGGGACCCUGACGGACGAGGCCACGGUGGCCGUGGUGGAGGGCGCCGUGCUGCGCAUCGCCUUCGCCCUCACCGAGCUCAAACGGCUCGUCUUCAUCGGCAGCGUGGUCGACUCCAUCAAGUUUGCCGCGUUCCUGUACCUGCUGACCCACGUGGGCGUGGCCACGAGCGGACUCACGCUGGUCAUGGCCGGUGUGAUCACUGCCUUCUCUGUGCCACUCCUCUACAGAAAGCAACAGGUCCGGAUAAGGAGGUUGUCUCGCUCCCUCCGUACCACCACCAAGAGGAUCAAAACCAUGUUUAUGAGCAUGUACAGGAAGGUCAUUCCCGCCUCUGCAGCUGCGUCUGACCACGCCCCCACGCCCCCUCCAACACCUGCACCUGUAAGCCCCGCCCCCAAACAGAAGGCCAAGGCCAAGUAACAAGAUGGAGAGGAAGACGAUGAAGACGAUGAAGUUCUGUCACCACACGAGGAACUCGGUGUUCUGUGUGGCGCAGGAAGUGUGUUCCUGUCGCCUAUUCCUGUUGCGUCUUCUCUGUGUGUUCAAAGAGUCCUCCUGGUUUAAUUUAAAGAGUCCGUCGGUAAAGUUUACAGCAUUGUCACUCGUGACAUAGAGCGUAUUCAGUUGGCGGCCAUCUUGGGCAGUUGGGUGGCAAAAAGCUUCUAGAAACUCAGAGGAAACCAUGACAACUCAACGGAGAAGCCUUCUGAAUUCAUUCUAACAAUAAACAUAAGAAGUUGUCAUGGUUUCCGAACAUUGCAGAUGGUUAACCCGCCCGCCCGACCAAGAUGGCCGCCGGUUGACGGCGGCCUCUCUGCGGUUUGUUCUGCUCCCCGGUGUCGUCGCUGAACCACCGAGGUGUCGUUUGGUCUUAAAGUCUUAAAGUUAUUUAUGUAAAGAGCAGCGAGAGCUCAGCGCUGCCACAGAAUUAUUUAGACCUCCUGAAGAAGCUAAAUCGAUUUAUAACAAUUAUAAUUUAUUCAGAACCGCCAACUCUCACGCAUUGAGGUUGAGAGUUAAUUCACCCUCUCACACGCACUCAGGCCGGACCUCCUAUUUCUCACUAAAAUGAUGUGCUAUAUCACUAUCACGCAGACUUAUUCAAUAAUAUAACUUUGUAUGUAAUCAUAUGAUGCCAACUAAGGCUGUGGUCCCGCCAUCUACUCAAAAAGUUGAUGGCGCAUCUACAUUGCUCUGUACGGUAAAGCACAUGGUGCCUUCCAGUGCACCUUGGAAACUCGUAAAGUCGAGUACAUAUAAAGACAUAUGUACUCGACUUGCCAAGAAAGUGGUUUGAAACGGGAAAAUUUCUUACACUAUGUAGGCAGAUAAUUCCUAGACAAUUCAGAAAAUAAUUAUCACAUUUACCUACUUCAUCAUAUUCUUAUUGAACGUGUCUCCAGGAAUCCUCUGUGAUGAUUUUCAAGUUGUUUUACUGUGUGACGUUUUAAUAAUUAGAUGCUCAAUCAUAUAUAUUUGUAUAGGCCUAUAAGCCUAUGUAUGUAUGUAUGUAUGUAUGUAUGUAUGUAUGUAUGUAUAUAUAUGUGUAUGUGUACAUAUACACACAUAUAUAUAUAUACAUAUAUAUAUAUAUAUAUAUAUAUAUAUAUAUAUAUAUAUAUAUAUAUAUAUACACGUGUAUAUACAUAUUAUAUAUAUAUACACACACAUAUAUAGUAAGGCAAACUUAGAGGUCAGAAUAAGAUGGAAGGAGAGUGGAGAGGAUGAAGAGAAGGAUAAGUACAUGUUGAACCAGAAAAUUAUGGAGUUUGUAGAAAACAAUUAGGUUUGAUUUUUCUGAAAGCAUUUUAUUUUUUAUAUAUAGUAAUAAAUGUGAAUUAGGCAUUUCUUUCACAUGUAAUAUUAAAAGAUGCUGCAGUAAAAUGUGUUGAAAAUCAUCACAGAUGUAUUAUUUUUAUUCGAUUUUCUAUAUUUUUUUAUCUGCCUACAUAGACAUACUUAUGUCAACACCUGCAGACAAGUAUAUAUUUCAACAAUUUAAAAUAAGAAAGAAAAAUAUAUCAUUCCUGUUUUCAACCACUUUCUUGGCCAUUCAAGUAGAUAUUCUAGUUGCCUUGGUGCACUGGAAUGCGCCAUGAAGUCACUUUACCGUACAAAGCAAUGCGCAAUCGCUUUGCUAGGUGUCGGGUGGUUAUGGUUUGGGUGAGGAUUAGUAGAAUUUAUGAAACAAGGGAAUUAGGUGUGAACAGUCUUCUGCGCGUGGUAGUGACCCAGAAAGGAACCCAAACAAAUAUGGCAGCCCUGGUUAUAGUAAACAUGAUUAAUUUUAGUUUUCGGCGUUUGGUGAUGAGGUCGACUCCAUAGAAAUAGCAGACGCUCUUCCAGACAGAUUAAUAGUCACUGGAAAGUCUCACUGGUCAGGUCAUUUCUUCAUCUGGUCCGGGUAUUUUUUAUAAGCAUGUGAGCACCUUACCAGCCAAUACCAACACUCUGCCAAACGAACCAAUAGAAGAAAUGGUCUUUAGGUUUUAUUUCCAUGUAGCUCCCGGUUUGUACUCAACAGUUAAGUUAUGUUUGGGGUGUUGCAUAUUAAUUCAUAACUCAUUAUUUCCACUAUAGGGCAGACAUUAACCAUUAACAAAGUCAUGGGCAUGUGUGAACUUUAAAAUAUGUGUGACUACGGUGGGGAUCGACCGGUGCUUUCAGCUGGGAAACAGCCCCCCCCCCUCCCCUCAUGUUUUAGUGUUAUGUCAUGUUGUUUUGUAUUAACAUUCACUAUGUUGCUCCCAAAUAAAGUUAUCGACAAACGAAA
Messenger RNA from Gadus macrocephalus (Pacific cod), 3256 nucleotides. It is a transcript of the gene rtn2b, whose product is annotated as reticulon 2b. Lineage: Eukaryota; Metazoa; Chordata; Actinopteri; Gadiformes; Gadidae. The coding region runs from base 244 to 903 and encodes 219 amino acids. The transcript has 7 exons. The record is from RefSeq and is a predicted model, not a curated record.